AUGAAGGCUUUGGCUGUUGUUCGUCCCCCAAGCAUUUGCCCAUGGCCUCCCCAGUCCUUACCCAAAUCUCAGUAUCUCCGAAGCCAACACUUUCGGGCCUCGUCCUCUUUGAUAAAAGAGCCUCAAUCCGAAAUACAGGCGAAGCAAGAGAAGAAGGGUGGAGUGAUGGAUGAAGUGUUUCUGAAUUUGUUUAGGAAGAAAAUGGUGGAGGAAGUUGGAUGGGAUUCCCGAAAACCCGGAUAUGAUGGACUCGUUGAAGUUGCAAACCGGCUUAUGCUCAAAAGUCCGACCAAUUCUCACACUAAAGAAGCUGCGGUGAGAAUACUGAGAUCCCUGUUUCCACCAAUGCUGCUACAACUUUAUAAAUUGCUAAUAGCACCCAUACAAGGCGGAAAAGUAGCUGCCAUCAUGGUUGCAAGGGUGACUGCAAUUACUUGUGAAUGGCUCAUGGGACCCUGCACUGUUAAUUCUGUCGACCUACCCGACGGCACCUCGUGGAAUAGUGGGGUGUUUGUAGAGAAAUGUAAGUACUUGGAGCAAAGCAAAUGCGUCGGAAUAUGUGUGAAUACUUGUAAGCUUCCUACUCAGGCUUUCAUGAAAGAUUACAUGGGUGUUCCUUUAGUGAUGGAGCCAAACUUCAGCGACUAUAGCUGCCAGUUUAAAUUCGGGAUUGUCCCUCCGGUUCCUGAAGAUGAUGCCACUCUCAAGGAGCCGUGCUUGGACAUCUGCCCUAACGCCACACGGCGCAGAGAAUUCGCCGGAAACAUUAAUGUACAGCAAUGCCCCAAGGCAUGA
This is a messenger RNA of Prunus armeniaca (apricot), 795 nucleotides long. The record is from the annotation of a GenBank genome assembly. Lineage: Eukaryota; Viridiplantae; Streptophyta; Magnoliopsida; Rosales; Rosaceae.